AUGUUGUUGUCUUCUCCGGCGGACGUUCACUACGACGAACUCCAUGUGCGCAGUCCAAAGGUCGCCGGAAACUGUCAGGGCAGAGCAGCGGUCGGCGGGCUGUGCGGUAAGUACUGGGAUUGGGGUCUGUCGGAUCUGGCGUGGAGGUCGGGUGCUCCGGCGUGUAGGCUUNUGUGUCGAUUUUGGUGUGUGGGUGCGUGUGGUGUGUAUGUGUGGGUGCGUGUUGAGUGUGUGAAAGGUGGUGACGUGGUGGAGAGAGAAGGAAAUAGAGAGAUGAGUUGUGUUAGGUCACGUGGCAGCUGGUAG
Messenger RNA from Striga asiatica, 306 nucleotides. The record is from the annotation of a GenBank genome assembly. NCBI's taxonomy places the organism in Eukaryota, Viridiplantae, Streptophyta, Magnoliopsida, Lamiales, Orobanchaceae.